Messenger RNA from Macrosteles quadrilineatus (aster leafhopper), 4311 nucleotides. Its product is annotated as RNA-binding protein 28-like. Bases 151 to 1575 code for a protein of 474 amino acids. The record is from RefSeq and is a predicted model, not a curated record. Gene Ontology annotation, biological process: maturation of LSU-rRNA from tricistronic rRNA transcript (SSU-rRNA, 5.8S rRNA, LSU-rRNA). Gene Ontology annotation, molecular function: RNA binding. Gene Ontology annotation, cellular component: nucleolus. Lineage: Eukaryota; Metazoa; Arthropoda; Insecta; Hemiptera; Cicadellidae. The transcript is spliced from 5 exons.
GAUCGUGCGUGGUGGUUGCCGGUUUGUGGUUGUUCGAUUUGUGGUUAUUUUCGAAGUUUUGAUAUUAUGUGGCUAGGUUCAAUUCAAUAGUUAUAUCUCAAGAGCGGCAUUUGUCUUGCAAGUAUAACCUACUUUCAAAUCAUAUCAAAAAUGGUAAAGCUCAAACCCCCAACUUCGCCAAAGAUAACCAAGAAGAAAAGUUCUUUAGGGAAAACAGAAAACAUCAAAAGUAAGACAAUAAUGAAACCACCAGGCAGACAACGUAGGAGGAGAGGAAUUCAAAAGAAAACGAAAAGAGAUCCGACUGGUGUUGUAUAUCUAAGUCACAUUCCACAUGGAUUCUACGAAGAGCAAAUUGAAGGUUACUUCAGUCAGUUUGGAAAAGUCACUGGCGUCAAUGUCCCUAGAAGCAAGAGUGGAAGAGCCAAAGGAUAUGCAUUUAUUGAGUACAAGUACCCAGAAAUUGCUCAAAUUGCGGCAGACACGAUGAACAACUAUUUGAUGAUGAAUCGUCUGAUGAAAGCAAAGUACAUCCCUCCUGACAAGCAGAAACCUAAACUUUUCCACUUAGCAAAACUAGCCCGACAAAACAAUGAAACACUCGCAAAGAAAGCAGAACUCGCAAUCAAGCAUAACCGAAAAGUAAAAAAUCGUUAUUUGAAAAUGUCUCUAACAGUUAACAAGAUAAAUGGCUUGCUGAAGAGGAAGGAGCUGUUGGCUAAGCGGAUGCAAGAUUCAGGAUUGAAUGCUAAUUUUGAGGUUGAAGAGGCAAACUAUGAAUCAGUAUUGCAGCAAAAAAAGGAACUUGAUGCAGUCAAGAAAAACAAUAUUAAAGAACAAGAAUCUAUGUCAGAAAGUGAAGAAGCGACAGACUCUGAUGAACAUUCUCCUGGAAGUUCUCUAGAGAGUGAUGAUUCUUCUUUAGGUGAUAGUGAUAAAGAUGAUUCUCUCUCAGAAAGUGACGACGAGGAUAGGAGAACAAGCAUAUUCAAGGCAAGAAGAGCUUCUAGAGAUAUACUAAAGAAAAAAAUGAAAAGUAAAACCGUUAAUACUCAUUUGAAAGUAAAUUCACUACGGAAAAGUCUUGUAGUUGAUGCUAUUAAAUCUUUCACAAAUUCACCACAGAAAAGCCUUGUUGUGGAUGAUAUUAAAUCCUCCAAUUCCUUUACUCCAACACAAUUGAGGCCUCGCAAAAGUCUGAAUAAAAACAUAACAUCUUCGGUUGAAAGAACUCAGUUAUCUGGAAAAAAGAGAAAAGCUGUCCUUCAAACUCCCUCAGAGAAGAAAUUAAAUGUUUCACUAACAGCAAUGGCAGUUAACAACAGUCAAGAAGACAAAAAUUGCAAUACUCCUUCUGGUACAAUAAAGAAACUCAUCAAGGCUGGGAAAAACUCUGCAAAAAGUACACCAAAAGAAAAGGCUGCCAGUCAGGGUUUGCCAACCAAACAGAAUUCAUCAAAGAAAACCCCUAAGAAAGAAGUAAAAUUACUAAAAGAAGUUUCACCUGCUACUCCAAAGUCACCAUCAGGGAAGAAACUGAGGCACAGACAAUUGAAAAACAUUUUGAGUUCUUAGUAAAUAAGCUUUAGAAUUCAAAACACCCUUCCUCAGCAUUAUCUGUACAUCAACUUUAUCUGUUAACAAUGUUAAAACUAUUGGUGAUAUCUUAUUCAUUUUUAUGAAAUUUCUCAUAUAAGGAAUAAGCUAUUACCGUAGGUAUCAGAUCGCAAAAGAGUUAGGAAUCAGCAUCAUUGGUCCCUGGGAAUGGGGUUUAGUGGGGUGAAAGUUUAAAAAAUAGUAAUUUUCAGUUUUGGCAACAGUUGUGUUGUAGUUUUUUGUUGUUGUUUGAUUUACUUAAUCUUUUUCCUUUCUUCCCAAGAAGGACAUAGGGCUGUGACAAACUUUCUUUUCAUUAUAUCACCAAAAAUGACUUGCUUUUGCUCUUAUUAACAGCUCUCCAUUUUUGUCAUCAUUUUAUGGCCAAAACUUGUUGGUUAUUCGUCUGAGACAUUUGUUGAACACUUGUGUGUGUUACAGCUUUUGUGACCUUUAGUUAGCAUGUUUAUAUUUUGACCAAAUUUGGCAAAUUUAUUUAAUAUAUACUAAGCUAUAAAAUUUUACCCAAACACUUAGAGUCCCGCAAACUCGGCACUCGAUAACCCGGCAGUCUGGAUAACUCGGCCAUCACAUUGCUCAGAAAAUUAGUUAUUUUUUGAGUUAAAUAUGUAUGUACAGUAUACAUUUUUUUAUUUCCUAAGGCACCAAGGAUUUGUUUUAGUCUAUCUGAUGACUUAAUACUGACUUGUAAUAUAAAUAUAUAAAAAGACGGUUGAAAAGCUUAAAAAUUGUAUUGUUCUAAUUUUUAACGAUAGUUCCUGAUAACCUGGCAUAUCACAAACUCGGCACCCUUCCAGUCCACAUUACGCAGAGUUUGUGGGACUCUACUGUAUAACCUCUCUGUAGCAGCAAACCUUUAACCAAGAAGUUCAGUUACACACAGUCACAAAGGUGGAAUUCAAGUAGUUAAUGAGUACUUUUUAAUGCUCACAUGUUUAAUUGUAACAACUUUUAUGUAAAUUAAUAUGCUCCAGGAACAAGAUUGGCACUUCAGUUGAAGUCUUCACUGCCAGCAGUUCGGCAUGCUGCAGCUAACAUAAGACAGAUCAUUUGAAGAUUCUUAGAUGAAAGUAUAAUAGAAUCAAUUUUAUUCUAUGUAUUGCUGUUUUCUUAAUUUUUGUUUAUUAUUGCUAAUAUUAUUGUUAUUAUUACUUGUUUACAUAUUUAUUUAUUUUGUAGCUUGUUUUCAUAGUUGACAGAAAAUAGUAAUGUAUAAGUCUAACAAAGAUUGGAGAAUAAGUGGAAUAUAAAAAGGGAAUAAAUCUAGGAAUCUUAAGUUCAAAUAGGCAAAUGAAAAUUCACUUAGUCUGCAGGUUUACUACAACAAGGGUAUUUAGACCUGAUUAUUGGAAGCAAAUUUAAUGUUUUUUUUUAAAAUUUGUAAGAUGUGCAAAUUUGGUCUGGCUGUAUAUUGUUAUCUUAUUAAUGUUUUAGGUUUUUGUAUUUGACUAUAGUAUUUUGUAUACUUCCCCCGUGCGGUUUCCGGGGAUAGAAUAGGACCGCAGCUUCCCCGGCUUGUCGUAAGAGGCGACUAACAGGGGGGGAGAUCCUUCUCUUCAUGCUCCCUUCUUUCUCUCAGGCCUUUCUUUUUGUCUAACCUUUUUUAGGGGCUCUCUUGCCUUUCUUUGCUGUUCUGCCUUUUUGUGGUGGUAAUCCUAUUGCUUCCCUUGCUCCUGCAGUCUGUUCUGGUUUUAUUCCCUGUGUUGGGAAUGGGGUUUUUAUUCUCUGUGUUGAGGAUACGGUUUUGUAUUCCCUGUGUUGGGAACAGGGUUUUUAUUCAUCCUGAGUUUGGGUUGUUAUAAUAUGUAUUUCAUACAUAAGUAAUUAAUAUAAACAAAUAAGUAAGAAAGCAAUAUAUGUUAACUAAUAUUGACAAUAAUAAUAAUAAUAAUAUCAACAAUAAUUAACAAAUAACAAGUCUUAUUUUAUAAUUCCUAGAGAGUCUUGUCCUUUCCUCUUCAGCUUUUAUUGUGGUGACGAUCCUUUUGCUUUGCUUUUCCUGCAUAUUUUCUAGUCUUUCCUGUGUUGGGAAUAGCUCUCUUGGCUGGUAUUUUUAGUGUUGUCAUCAGCCUCGACUUCCUCUUUCUUUGUAGUAGGCUUUUUUCCUUUAACCAUUGUACACUCAGAAUUUGUGCUGGAUUAAAUUUGAGACACUAAUCGCUACUAUUAAAUCCCGUUUCAAGAAUAAGCCUAGUUAGGAUCAGCAAUAACCGAUAAACCGGUGAAAUAAAUGAAUAACCAUAUAAUUAACAUAUAUAUAUAUAUAUAUAUAUAUAUAUAUUAAUAAUAUAUAUAAUUAAAAUAAACAAAUAAGUAAGAAAGAAAUAUAAAUAUGUAAACGGAUAUUAAUAAUAACAAACCAUAAUAAUAAUAUUAACAAAUAUAACAACAACAGCUUUUUUUGCCUCUGUAAUGGCGAUCGGCUGCAUUGAUCCUGUGAGGGUUGUUUCUUAUCUAAACUUUGCUCCUGCUUUAAGCAUCAAAUCUCCUUUCAAUAUGCAAUGGUGUGUAACCUUCUUAUUUUACUGUCAAGAUCACAUUGCUCUUUAUUAAUAGAUAAAAAUUGGGUAUGAAGAGUCAGGAAAGGGUUAAACUAAAGUGCAAAUCUCGUUCCUGGAUCUCAUAAUUCGGGAAAUGGUAAUCUUAAGCAUUGUAUAGAUAAUCUGUGUUAUGAAUAAAUGUUUUUUUCCUAAA